Procambarus clarkii (red swamp crayfish) is the source of this 2502-nucleotide messenger RNA. Its product is annotated as receptor-type tyrosine-protein phosphatase H. Gene Ontology annotation, molecular function: protein binding. Lineage: Eukaryota; Metazoa; Arthropoda; Malacostraca; Decapoda; Cambaridae. The record is from RefSeq and is a predicted model, not a curated record.
UAUAAAAAUGGAAGGGAGAGCCCUCCCGCUCCAUCCAUCUUCCAUCACCGGCCCAGAUAACAUUGACCUGAAGGAAAGCAACCUGGAAUAAGAACUGGACGUGAUGAGAGUCUUCGUGAUCCUGGCGGCGAUUGUUGCUGCCAGCGCCGCGGAUCUUGGCUACGUUGAGAACUUCAAGCAGACUGCCAGUGGUGACGGAACUAUCACACUGGAAUGGGACUAUGUCAGUGGCGACGAGAAUUUCCCGAUUCAGAAGUACUCCCUUGAAUCUGAUGACUCCAUCAACACUGUCGGGUGUGUGGCAAGUCACUGCUCCUACACCUACAGCUACCUCCAAGCCUGCAAGGAGUACACAUUCGACCUCACCCCCAUCUUCGUCGACACAGUAAACGGCGGAACAGUUAACGGCGAUAAAGUUACAACCACCGGAUUUGCCAAUGAUAACCCUCCCAGCGCCGCCAGCAACCUGAGUAUCGCCGGAGAAGACGACACUGGUACAACCCUACAGUGGGACGCCCCCGACGCUAACCCAGACUGUGUCAAGUACUACGAGGUCUGCGCCAGACUCGACGGACAGUCGGACACUGAAUGCCAUGAUGUGUACGACACUUCUGUCAAGUUGGCUUCCCUGCAAGCCUGUGGCUACUACCACGUCAAGGUGACGCCUGUGACGCCCACGGACGCAAGGGGACCCGAAUUGGAUGAUACCGUCACCACCAUGGAUGGAACUCCCGGGCCCCCUGAGGACGUGGUAGUGGGUCUCGUCACCAACACCACCGUCGACCUCAAGUGGAACGACCCGGCCGUCAACCCUCUCUGCGCGGUAGACUACUCCAUCACGUAUGGUCCCGUCACCACGCGAGCCAGCCGCAUCUUCUCCCUGUCUGAGGAGACCUAUGACCACCACGCAACCCUCAGCCCCCUCGAAGGCUGCACCAACUAUUCCAUUUCAAUUUCGUCCGUCAGCAAGUCGGACCUCGAGAGUGUUGCCGUUACAAGAUAUGCUGCUACCAAAGAAACUGAGCCCCUGCCAGCCCCUUACAUUGUGGUGGACCCGGCUGACACAGACGCCAUCAACGUACACUGGGGUGAGGACGAGAACGAUAAUUGCGCCGGAUACUUCAUCAUCUGCUGGAACGACGGUAUUCACGCGGUCGACACUUGUGAGAAUGUGACGGACUCUGCGGGUUUCACCAUCACCGACCUGCUGCCCUGCACCGAAUAUGCCGUCACCAUCACCGUUGUCUCUCCCGGAGGCAUCAGGAGCGUCGUCGUCGGCAACUCCACCUCUACCCUAGACGUCCGUCCUGAACCAGUGAAAAAUCUGCAAGUGACUGAAGUUUAUAAAUCUACGAUUUCCAUAACAUUUGAGCCACCAGAGACCAACAAGCAAUGCAUUAAAGGGUACGCCAUGCUAGUCACCGACCUGAACACCACGAGUGUGACAUCACGAACCAUGUCAGAGAUGAGAACGUCAGAGCCCAUAGAGGAGUUUAUCACAAAUCUGGAGCCCUGUACAAACUACCGGAUCAUGAUGGCGGCCGUCUCCCCGACAGGACUGAUGUCUCCUCCGCAAGAAACAUAUACCAGGACUACGGACGAUAUACCCAGCGAGCCACAACAAUUCGGGCUGAAUGGAGUCACCACCAGCUCCAUCUCCCUCCAGUGGUACCAACCUGAAACUAAUAGCCGAUGUGCCAGUCAGUACGUACUCACUUGGAAAGACAGCGCGGGCACAACUGUUGGUAAUGAGACAAUUGUUGAUCCAUCAAGCUUCAAAGUUUCUUACACAGUUGAAGGCCUCAACCCGUGCGAAACCUACACAUUCAGUCUCAUUGCCAAGUCACCCGCCGGCGAAAGCAAUGCUGCAGAGUUCUCGCUCCAGACUCUGUGUAGCUAGAUUGUAUAGGCUUGAACCCCGGGGACCCUAGGCAUCACCGCCAGCCCAGCGCUGCAGCGACAAUCAGUUCACUCACGAGUUCUCCAGACAUCCAUUCACAAGUGCUCCAGCUGUUUCAUUCACCACCAACUCCUCCAGAAUCAAGAAUUUAUGAGAGUCUGUCCACUAACUUAGACCAAUUAUUUUAAUGCCCCUGCGUUAUCAGUAACUAUGGUUACUUUAUGAUUGAAUAUCUUUUAAGUUGUGUUAAGUUUUUUCUUAAAGGUUUAUUCUAAGUAUUUGUUAUAUAACUUUAACAAAGAUGUGCAAUUAACUGGCUGCAUUUACCAAUGACAAAUAUUUAAAUUAAAUAAGAAACACGGGUAGAGUCUGCUUUCCGGUAAGCAAAUGACGUUAAUGUUAGGUUAGCAAGGUUUUCUUCCCUAAUGUUGGUAAGGUAUCUUUGUAACUGUUUACACAACAUGGCUGUAAAUGUUGGAAGGGCAGGGUUGUACAUACACCAGAGACUGUUUGAACAGAUCAGUGUUGACAACAAAAUUAAGACACACAAAGUUAAUUGCAUAUUAAGAGCAAAACAUCAUAUUCAAUAAAGCCUACUCUCA